This is a messenger RNA of Aspergillus vadensis CBS 113365, 768 nucleotides long. RefSeq lists its product as uncharacterized. The coding region runs from base 1 to 768 and encodes 255 amino acids. The transcript has a single exon. Lineage: Eukaryota; Fungi; Ascomycota; Eurotiomycetes; Eurotiales; Aspergillaceae. The record is from RefSeq and is a predicted model, not a curated record.
AUGAACGAAGAUGCCGUGCUCGAUACUCCCCUAUGGGACGACACAUGGCUUCCAGUUCCAAAAUUAGACAUCGAGCCAAACGGACCCCUAAAAUUGCUCAACAUCAUCCUGGAUCCCAAAGAUCCUUGUAAUGAACACAAAAUCAUCUCGACGCAUGACCCGAACAUUGCCUUCAACAUCACCGAGUUCGAGUAUCCAAACAUGGACAAUACAGAGCGCCUUCUCACCAGGGGUGUUAGUAACGCCCAAUAUCCUGGGAUUUAUGGACGCGGCGACGCCGUCAGUCUCGACUGCUUCUGCAAGUCUCUCAAGAAAACAACCGUCAAUAAUGAGUCCGUACUCGAGAGUAUUCUGACAAGAGCUACAGAGCCAAGAGUUAGGGAAGCCCUCAGAGACAUUCGUCGUAACCCUGCGCCCAGGCCUAUUUAUAUCAUCACCGGUAUUAAGGUCGCUACUGGGGGAACUAUGGAUAGCGUGUGGCGUCAGUGGCCGGAGAAAAGGGCAUGUAUGGGUCAUGAUAAUCAUCCUGAAGGAGAAGUGCGUUUCAUGGAAGAGAGAAUAAGAGUGCCGCCCAGUGCUUGUAGGGCUGAUCACUUUGAGUGGAAGGAUCCUAUUAUAUUAGCUUAUCAGGUGAAAGAUAUUGCGGCAAAACCAGGAAGUAGGACGUUGGAAGUACGCGAGCAUACUGAGUAUGUGGGGUUCAGAACUGUAGUCGAUCUGCUGCAAAAUAUGGGUCGAGUGGAGGCGCCUCUUGUUGAGACGGAAUGA